Sapajus apella (tufted capuchin) is the source of this 4939-nucleotide messenger RNA. RefSeq names its product TNF receptor associated factor 1 (gene TRAF1). Lineage: Eukaryota; Metazoa; Chordata; Mammalia; Primates; Cebidae. The record is from RefSeq and is a predicted model, not a curated record. Gene Ontology annotation, biological process: tumor necrosis factor-mediated signaling pathway; regulation of canonical NF-kappaB signal transduction; protein K63-linked ubiquitination. Gene Ontology annotation, molecular function: zinc ion binding; tumor necrosis factor receptor binding; ubiquitin protein ligase binding. The coding region runs from base 2556 to 3806 and encodes 416 amino acids. The transcript has 8 exons. Gene Ontology annotation, cellular component: plasma membrane signaling receptor complex; cytoplasmic side of plasma membrane.
GGGCGGCCGGGGUUGUGCUGGCGCCGGCGGGCGCGAGGAAUCACAGAGCGGGGCGCCCAGCCUCAUCACGGGGCAGCCCACGGAGACUUCCCAGGGGAGUUGUGUCUGGUGCAGGGGGCCCCGAAGGACGAGUGGGAAAUGGGGACACGCGACGCAGAGACUCCUCGUGGAUGGAGCCGACGGAGGCUCAGCAUGGAAGAGAAAGGGGUCACGGAGACGGAUAAGGAGCCACCAGAGACUCGGGGGAAUUCCCCCUAGAGGGUGCGGGAAGCCGGGGAAAGGAAGGGAUUCCGAAGGAAGGGCUGGGAGCCGGGUCAGGUGCCGGCAGGACGGCUGGUUGGAUAGAAACUGGGACAGGCCCAGUGCAUUUGGAGUCCUCGACAUUCGUAUAAACUUGGAGAGAUGGUUCCCUGGCGAUCCAGGUGCCUGUAUAGACAAUAUUUUCUAGAAGUUCUACCGUUAAGUGAGGAGAGAGAGUCGAUGUGGAAAUUGGAGACAAGCAGAAAGAGUGUUUUGAAAGCAGGCGUGGUUAGAGGACUGGCUCUGGGUUCAGGAGUCCCCACUCACUAGCUGUGAGACCUUGAGCAAGUCACUUAACCUCUCUGUGCCUCGGUUUUCUCAUCUGUAGGAUGGGGAUGAUGAUGGCAAUACCUGCUUCACAGAGUGAAAAUUAGAUGAGAUGAUGUCCAUAAAAUUACCUAAUACGGCACCCAAAAGCAGUACUAGUUAUUUUUCCCUUUUCUUAUUAGAGCAGCUUGGGCACAUUUUGAUGGCCGUGGGAAUGAGCAGGUAGAGGGUGGUAUUGAGGCCAAAGGAGAGAGAAGGGACCCAGAGAUGGCGAGAUCAGUCUUGGGUGCCUGCUCCCAAACCAGGGGAAGGAGGGAACAGGUAGGGCUGCAGGAAAGUUUGCGGGUGUGGGGUACACAGUUAAAGGGAGUGUCUUCUGAUAGUCUUGGUGCAGGUCUAGAGGUCGUUUGCUAUACGGGUGGAGGUUCCGAUGUACAUUGCGGCAGUAAGAUGCCAUGCGUGCCCUCUUUGCCACCAGCCUGUGGCAGCCCCAGUAUUACACCAUGGCAGGAGCUGGAAGGCCUGUAGCCAUCAUCUGAGCCAAAUGUCAAAGACUUUCAAGUACUUCAGUUGGGCUACGCGCCACGCCACACUUUGACCCACCAUCUCAUUUAGUCAUCACAACAAUUGGGUGAAAUAGGUAUGAUUGUCUCAUUUUACAGAUGCAGAAUAUGAGCUUCAGGGAAGUUAAGAGGACCUUGUCCCAGGGGCCACCGUUAGUAAGUGGUGGACCCAGAAUCCCAACUCAGCGCUGUCUGACCUUAAAACCCAUGAUUUGAAACCAUCAUGAAAGUUUGCAAAACCAGGAUGGAAAGAUGUGUAGGGAUCAUCUCCAUUUGAUAGAUGAAACAAGAGCUGGGUACUCUGAUCUCCAUCCCAGGCACACAGAGCUUGGGACCCCACAGCCCUGGUGCGAAUCCCACUCCACCACCAGAGGAGCUGUGUGCCUCUGGACCAAGCAUCUUGCUUCUCUGACCGUAUAUACGGCUGCAGAAGAAUUCCUUGCCCGUAAACUGCUGCCCAGCACACAGUAGACAUGCAGGAGCCAUCGUUCUCAAGCUGAACUUUUCCUGAGAACAUGGAUCUUGUAUUUGUUUAGUGCUUUGUUCUCCUUGAGGCAGCGACGUGGUGACGCCUGACCUGAGCAUGUAGCCACCUAUGACUUCCUGAGUGGGGUGAUCGGGGAGGGCCCUGAGGAGUCUGUGGUCCUAAGGCCUUGGAUUUCAAAGGAAAGUCAUGGUGUCACCGUGACUGUUCAGAAUGCCAUGAGGUGUUGGGUCAUCAGAGGCCUUCCUGCUCCUUCUGGUUACCUCAGUCCCAGGAGAGAUAGGGUCCCAGAAUUUUAGAGCUCAGAGGCCACCUGUUGCAACUUCUUUUUUACAGAAUGGGUCAUCCAAACCCACGGUGAGGAAGUGACUUCUUGAGGUUACCCAGAUGCUCUGAACAGAGCAGAGUGAAAGCGCCUAGAACUUAAACUUUUGGACCUGCCUCCAACACCCUGGGGAUUUCCACUAGGAAGGUGAGCACCCCCACUGAGAAUUCCAGGCUGCUCAGAGGUGCCAGGGAACACAGACCAGGGGCCAGCUGUGGCGCCCUCCUCCAAUGUGCCCAGGGAGGUGGGGGAAGCCAGCGGUAGCCUGUGAUUCUUAGCCAGGGGAACUCUCACUGUGCUUUCUGAGAGUCUGUGACAUGGCUCAUUUUCUCUGACUUGCUCUCUUGCUUUUUCUCACUCUAAAAUAAAAAAUGACUGGACACUCCUAAAGCCUUCAGUCACCAUCCAGGGGAUUUUUAUCACCACAAAGGGUAAUUCCUGCUCCAUCCCUGCUGUGACUCAGCUAUGACGUUGAACCACACAAGCCAGAGAGAAGAAGAUAAAGUCAUCAGACUCCUACUCACCAGAAAGUGAAGCCCAGGGCAGGACUCCACAGAGCUGGUCCCCUGCCCUGGAGGAACUUAGACGGGCCCUCUGGCCAGCCUGGAAUCCUGAGAUGGCCUCCAGCUCAGGCAGCAGCCCCCGCCCGGCCCCUGAUGAGAAUGAGUUUCCCUUUGGGUGCCCUCCCACCGUCUGCCAGGACCCAAAGGAACCCAGGGCUCUCUGCUGCACAGCCUGUCUCUCUGAGAACCUGAGGAAUGGCGAGGAUCGGAUCUGCCCCAAAUGCAGAGGGGAAGGCCUCCAGUCUAUAAGCCCAGGAAGCCGUCUUCGAACUCAGGAGAAGGCUCACCCAGAGGUGGCUGAGGUUGGAGUUGGGUGCCCCUUUGCAGGUGUCGGCUGCUCCUUCAAGGGGAGCCCACAGUCCAUGCAAGAGCAUGAGGUCACCUACCAGACCUCCCACCUAAACCUGCUGUUGGGGUUCAUGAAACAGUGGAAGGCCCGGCUGAGCUCUGGCCUGGAGUCUGGGCCCAUGGCCCUGGAGCAGAACCUGUCAGACCUGCAGCUGCAGGCGGCUGUGGAAGUGGCGGGGGACCUGGAGGUAGACUGCUACCGGGCACCCUGCUCCGAGAGCCAGGAGGAGCUGGCCCUGCAGCACUUCAUGAAGGAGAAGCUUCUGGCUGAGCUGGAGGGGAAGCUGCGUGUGUUUGAGAACAUUGUUGCUGUCCUCAACAAGGAGGUGGAGGCUUCCCACCUGGCCCUGGCCACCUCCAUCCACCAGAGCCAGCUGGACCGCGAGCGCAUUGUGAACUUGGAGCAGAGGGUGGUGGAGCUGCAGCGGACCCUGGCCCAGAAAGACCAGGCCCUGGGCAAGCUGGAGCAGAGCUUGCGCCUCAUGGAGGAAGCCUCCUUUGAUGGCACCUUCCUGUGGAAGAUCACCAACGUCACCAGGCGGUGCCAAGAGUCAGCCUGUGGCAAGACUGUCAGCCUUUUCUCCCCAGCAUUCUACACUGCCAAGUAUGGCUACAAGCUGUGCCUACGGCUAUACCUGAAUGGAGAUGGCACUGGAAAGAGGACCCACCUGUCACUCUUCAUUGUGAUCAUGAGAGGGGAGUAUGAUGCGCUGCUGCCGUGGCCUUUCCGGAACAAGGUGACCUUCAUGCUGCUGGACCAGAACAAUCGUGAGCACGCCAUCGAUGCCUUCCGGCCUGACCUGAGCUCAGCGUCCUUCCAGAGGCCCCAGAGUGAAACCAACGUGGCCAGUGGCUGUCCACUCUUCUUCCCCCUCAGCAAGCUGCAGUCACCCAAGCACGCCUACGUGAGGGACGACACCAUGUUCCUCAAGUGCAUUGUGGAGACCAGCACUUAGGGUGGGCGGGGCUCCUGAGGGAGCUCCAACUCAGAUGGGAGCUAGUGAGAGGACUGUGAUGCCCUGCCCUUGGCGCCCAAGACCCCAGAGCACCAGGAUGGGCGAAGACUGGCACUAUCCGAGCAAGACUGAGGGGUCGACUAUUGGCUGGCUAUCUGGUUAGGAUGGCAGGAUGUAGGCUGGUCCCACAAAGGCAAAGGGUCAGAAGGAGACAGGCAGAGCUGCUCCCCGCUCUGCACUGACCCUGUAACACCAGGAGGCCAGGGGGCCACUCCAGCCCCAAAUGUCAAGGUGGACUAUCACCAAGAUGGGAAGAAAAUGGAACCAGGCCUGGAACUGUGGGACCUAAGCAGAGAAGCUCUCAGGCUAGGAAGAUCUCUGCAGAGCCACCAGGGAGACCUGGACACAGGCCUGCCCUCCUCCUGUCCAGGAUCAGAAACAGGACUGGGUGAAAGGGAUGGGAGGGCCAUGUGAAUGCAGUCUGUCUAGGCCUGAACUGAGUUCCCUGUCACUGGAAGUGAACAAGCAAAUCCAGAGGGCUCCAGUGGGACUUCAAAUUGAGGGUUGGAAUUGAAGACUUUUAAAGUUCCUUCCAGCCCAGAAAGCCUCUAAUUCUAGGCCUCCUGGCUCAGGUGAGUCCUAGAGUUACAGGGGGUUCUGGAAACAUUCAGGAGCUUUCUGCCCUCCCAGCUCCUCACUCAUCUUCAAUAACCCCUGCUGGACUGGCCUGGCCUGCAGGGCACCUGCCACCCUGGGCCUGGCAGCUCAGCUUCCCCAACACGCAGGAGCACACACAGCCCCCUCGUCCUGUGCCUCCACCAGCCAAACACCACUUCACUUCCUGCAGGUGAAACCCGGUCACUGUGAGCUCCCAGGUGCCUUGAGAAGGAGAGGGGCGUAAACCUUGCUCUUCCUGCCUGGAGGCCUCACCUCUGGUGCUUUCCAGAGUCCCACAUCACUUGAUUAACUGAGGCAGCCACUUCUCUCAGCAGACUGAUCAGGACCUCCAAGCCACUGAGCAACGUAUAACACCAAAAACAAUUUUUGGAAUCUCUUUUGAAGUUUUCCUAAAGUGUAUGGUUUGGGAGUUGUUUGUACUGAGCCAAGUUUGAAAAGGCCAUUGCUGAGUUUGA